CUCGACGUUCAACGACAUUUAGUUUUCCGUCUUUCUCCAAACGAUACGUAUCUCGCUUCAUCAACAUGGCAGACAUCUCAAAAGAGGACCUUCGCAAGGAAAUUACCGUUAUCCUUAAGGACGCCGACCUAGCUUCGACAUCAGCCAAAACGGUCAGGCAACAGCUCGAAGAUAAAUUGGGGGUUAAAUUACAAUCGAGAAAGAAGGAAAUCGACAAUAUAGUUAUGGAAUUGGUAAGCUCAAUGGACAAGAAAAAACCAGAGAAGAAGACUGAGUCUGAGGAGGAGGAAGAGGAAGAAGACGAGGAGGAGGAGGAGGAGGAAGGAGAAUCUGAAGAAGAUAAAAAACCAAAUAAGCGGGCGAGUGCCGGUAAAAAACCAGCUGCAAAAAAGAAGAAAACAUCAGAUGAUUCUGAAGCAAGUGAACCAUCAGAUGGUGAUUCAGAAGAAGAAUAUUCGCCAAAAAAAACUAAACCGGCAAAAACACGUAAAUUGCCUCCUAAAAAAAAGAAGGGUUCUGAGUCAGAUUCUGAUGAAGAUUGGGGUAAAUCCAAGAAAGGUGGAGCUAAGAAAGGAGGAGGAGGCGGAAAAGGAUACACGAAAACUUUAAAUUUGUCCCCUGAAUUGGCAGCUUUAGUAGGACAAGACGCAAUGGCACGUCAUGAAGUUGUCAAAAAAGUAUGGGCUAUUAUAAAAGAAAGGGAUCUCUACGAUCCACAUAAUAAGCAGUACGCCAUUUGUGACGAUGCUCUAUAUAAGGUAAUCGGAGUUAAACGUUUCCGCACGUUUGGUAUGAUGAAGUACCUUAAAAAUCAUUUCGUAAGUUAAAUAAUUCACUUCAAGAAGCAACACCCUUUGACGAUAUUCCCGGUAAUAUGUUGAUUUCUAUUUUUUAAUCUUAUAUCAUUUUUGGACUCCUUGAUGAAGAAUAAGGACUUUAGUACUAAAUUUAUUUUUAUCUUGUACAAGAUACAAGUUUCCUCGUUUAGUUAAGAUUUCAAGACCUACCUACCGUGUAUUUCUAGUUUAUAAGAGGUUUUCUUAUUUUUUUCGUUUGUUAGUGUUUAGAAAGUGUAAAACGGUAACAGUUUGACCAAUGGUCAUUCGUUUAAAUAUAGUGUUUCAAGAGUUUCAGGAUAACGAAAAAAAAAAAAAAUAAUGAAUCAAAAAAUGAUAAUAUAUGUGAGCCACAGUAAUAGAGGUAUUUCGUGUAUUUCGUGCACAUGUAAACGUCGAAAUUUUUCUUAAUGUUCAACAUUUGUAACCAAUAAAGUUUCAAAACAAUAAA
Molecule: messenger RNA, 1287 nt
Organism: Onthophagus taurus
Lineage: Eukaryota; Metazoa; Arthropoda; Insecta; Coleoptera; Scarabaeidae
Gene: Non2
Product: upstream activation factor subunit spp27 homolog Non2
Source: RefSeq, a predicted model, not a curated record